Messenger RNA from Adineta ricciae, 540 nucleotides. The record is from the annotation of a GenBank genome assembly. Lineage: Eukaryota; Metazoa; Rotifera; Eurotatoria; Adinetida; Adinetidae.
AUGGGCAUAACAGAAUCGAAAGGUAAUUAUUUUCAUAGAUCGACUAAAACACAUCGACGGAGAAAUGAUGCCGAUGUUUUCGCACAUAAGAAUAAGAACUCGCUAAAACGAAGAAAUGAAACACUUGCACCAUUCAUCCACGCAGCGCCACUGAAUCCGAACCUUCAUGGUUCGAUAUUGAAUCAUCCAUUUCCUAAACAACGUUCACGAUCAGAAAUCCAGCUUAUUUCCUACGAUCAACCACAUGACAACAUCAUUCCUGAAAUCGAGCCCAACCAGUUUGAUUCUGAUCCGUAUGAACAAUUGAAAGGUGCUUAUGAUUAUCGAAAACAUAUGCAACGUGUUGAUGAAGCAAAUCGACUUGUAUUAGAAGGCUUAUGUCCAUAUAAGAUGUAUGUUUCAACCAAUGAUUUACGUGUAUGUGAUACUCAACGAUUACCACCACCGUUACGUUGUAAAACAGCUCAAGGUUUUUUUCGAUCUAUACCUCCGGCACAAUUUUAUCAAAAGAAAACGACGUCCGAUGCCUCGUUUCUCUAA